Rhipicephalus microplus (southern cattle tick) is the source of this 899-nucleotide messenger RNA. Its product is annotated as chromobox protein homolog 3-like. The record is from RefSeq and is a predicted model, not a curated record. Gene Ontology annotation, cellular component: nucleus. Lineage: Eukaryota; Metazoa; Arthropoda; Arachnida; Ixodida; Ixodidae.
CAAUAGUGAGCGCCGCUGCAUUCCAUCGUUCAGUUGCCCGUAGGCCUAGCCAGAGCCGUUCACGUUGUUACCGGCGUCUCUGUGACUUGCGCGUUUCGCCAUAACGCGCUCCUUUCUUUCAUUGUUCGACGAGUUUUCAAACGGUCGCAAGCUAUCCUUCGUUGCUCGGACGCAUUCGGUGUGCAUGGCGCGCGGAUUGGAUUAUUAGCGCCUACCUGAAGCCGUCGUCUUCACAGCGACGUUUUGACUCGCGCUUGGCGCGCAACGCUACACACUCAACCGGGCGUCCCCCACCCAAUGGAACAAACCGGCAAGAGGACCGACAAGAAGAGAACGCACAAAGACGGCACCCCGGGGGAACCUGAGGAGUUCAUCGUUGAAAAGAUACUCGACCGGCGCGUGAGGCAGGGCAAAGUCGAAUACCUGCUCAAGUGGAAGGGAUACGGUGACAGCGAGAACACUUGGGAACCUGAGGAGAACCUCGACUGCCCGGGUCUCAUAUCGCAGUUCGAAGAGAAGCGCAAGCAGAAGGCCGAGUCACAGUCGACCAAGAUGAAAGACGACGCCGACGCCCCGAGCCGCAAGAAGAAAAAACAGGACGGCGACGCCAAGCCACGUGGGUUCGACCGCGGCUUGGACCCGGACCGAAUCAUUGGAGCCACCGACUCGUCCGGUGAACUGAUGUUCUUGAUCAAGUGGAAGGAUUGUGACGAGGCUGACAUCGUGCCCGCUCGAGUCGCAAACGUCCGCUGCCGCAGUGGUGAUUCUUUCUAUGAAGAGCGUCUCAUUGGGACACUUGCGGCGGGCGAGACGAAGACACCUCCGACAAGGCGGCCAAGGCUUAGCAAGCUCGGAGGGGAAAAACAAAAUGCCCGCCAUUGACCAUCCACCGGCUGCAA